Pundamilia nyererei is the source of this 1898-nucleotide messenger RNA. It is a transcript of the gene alx1, whose product is annotated as ALX homeobox 1. Gene Ontology annotation, molecular function: RNA polymerase II transcription regulatory region sequence-specific DNA binding; DNA-binding transcription activator activity, RNA polymerase II-specific. Lineage: Eukaryota; Metazoa; Chordata; Actinopteri; Cichliformes; Cichlidae. Gene Ontology annotation, biological process: embryonic skeletal system morphogenesis; positive regulation of transcription by RNA polymerase II; negative regulation of DNA-templated transcription. The record is from RefSeq and is a predicted model, not a curated record. The transcript is spliced from 4 exons. Bases 151 to 1110 code for a protein of 319 amino acids.
UGUGCCUUCAAGACAGAGCAAAUUAUCUUCAUCGGCGAAUUAUUGCUUUACAGUUCGUCUCUACUCGUCGGUGCGCGAAGCGAUUAGUUUCUCUUUUUUCUUUUUUUUUUUUUAGUGACAUUUGAUUAGAGCGAGCGGUUUUCGGUGAAGAUGAUGGAAUACAUGGAGGAUAAGUUUGCCUUGAAAAGCCAAGCGAUGAAGGCCAGCGAUUACUACAUGGAUCAAGUCAUGGAGAGCCUGGACAGCGCGCAGUACUUCACCAAGUCUUCCCCAAAAUGUGUGCAGGCCUUCGGGCUGCAGAGCGGCGAGCACCGCUCCUCUCCCUGCGGGGAUCAAACCCCCAGUUACAGUGUGCCAAAAACAGAUGAAGACACCUUGCACUCUGACCUCGGGAGGCCCAUGGACGGUUGUUGCACUCUGCGGGCGUCUCCGGUGACCACCGGCUCGGAGAAAACCGAUUUGGAUGACAUGGGAGACAAGUGCGACAGUAACGUGUCCAGCAGCAAGAAGAGGAGACACCGGACGACCUUCACCAGCGCGCAGCUCGAGGAGUUGGAGAAAGUGUUUCAGAAGACACACUAUCCAGAUGUUUAUGUGAGGGAACAGCUGGCAAUGAGGACAGAAUUAACAGAGGCUAGAGUGCAGGUGUGGUUUCAAAACAGAAGGGCAAAGUGGAGGAAAAGAGAGCGCUACGGGCAAAUCCAGCAAGCCAAAAGUCACUUUGCAGCCGCCUACGAUUUAUCCGUGCUACCGAGGACAGACAGCUACACACAGAUCCCCAACAAUCUGUGGCCGAGCCCAGCUCCUGGCAGCUCUGUGGUCUCCUCUUGCAUGCUGCCCCGAGGUUCCCCUCCUUGUGUCACUUCUUACUCCCACUCCCCUCGUUCGGCCGCCACUGCUGCUGACCAUGGCUACAUGGGCUUCCCAAAUCAGCAGAACCAAUUUGGCCACGUGUCUCUCAAUAACUUCUUCAGCGCAGACUCGCUUCUCACGCCGGCAAGUAACCCAGCUUUUGACACCAAACCUGAGUUUGAGAGGCGGUCAUCCAGCAUCGCCGUGCUGCGCAUGAAGGCCAAGGAGCACACAGCCAACAUCUCGUGGGCCAUGUGAUCAGGGUUCCCAGAAAGCCCGGAUACUGUGUGGGAAUUUAUUAUCUUUUUCAAUUAUCACUUUUUACACAAAAAAGUGAACUGUUCUGAAAAAAAAGCUCUGUCACUCACAGUGAAGCUCUAACAAGCCUUUCUUUGCUCGGUGGACUCGAGUUCACUCUCCUACUACUUAUGGUUCUGUGCUUAUUAAAAAAAUAAUACACUCAAGCUCGGACCAUAAAAUUGAACUAGGAAUGAAAGUGUAUGACAAUCAGCUGUGUUUCUGGCUGAAGCCUGUUUGAACUAAUUGAAAGUUGUCAUCAAACGGAACCAAUACAUUCAUAUCAAGGUAAUGGUCCCGGCAAAUAUUGUCACUCUGGUGAGAAGAGACAUUUAAUGAACCUUUGUGAUCGGUGGAGAUGAAAGCUGUGAUGUGUAUAAGCUUUGUCGUUGUUGUUUUUCUUUUCCUAUCACCAUUUCCUCUCGACAGAGACAAUAACAAAAACCAAAGGCUACCGUGGGAUUUAGUACCACUUUAUGCACGCUUGGAUCCAGAGAGAGGGGUCCAAAACCACUUCAGUAUUUCCAAGCACUGUGAAUAGCUUUCUUUUACCUUUCAUAUUUCUCCCUGUCUCAGGACUGAAGAUGAGCAGAGCAGAGGAAAAACCUACUUGGCGUAUUAACGUGUCUGUGUGCUUUGCAGCAAAGCUGUAAUCUCUGUUUUCUGCCUUUGUUCUGUAUCAAAAGAGGCAGGUGUUGUUUUUUUAAAAUCAUGUUUGUGCUAUAAAUUUAUUUGAUGGAAUCAUAAUA